UGCCGUUAGAAACUCCCGCGGCCUCUUUGCUUCUCCGCUUCAUCCCAAACCCAAAAUCCCCAACCCAAUUCCUCUCUCUCUCUUUCAUGAUUUCGAGGAUUUCUUCAUCUCCCCAAAGAUGUCUUUCGACGGUAGCUUCAUCCUCGAAUCCGCGCUCGAGCGGUUCCUCUCUCGCCAUCCCAAUCUCCGCUCCGUCCCCAAACUUGGCGCUCUCUCUCAAAAGGGAGGAGCUUUGACAGCGGAUGAAUUGGUCGCGACGAUCGCCGACCCUUUUACUUCACCCGAGCUACACGAUUCUGAUCGUAGGAUACUUUCGCCUACUCGUUCGGAAGAUUGCAUUGAGGGCUGUGAACAAGCAAGCUUCGUAAUGUUCUGAGCUUGGAGUCGGAAUCGAGAGAGGUUGGAGAGGAGAUUGGGAAGGAAAGCGAACCCACCAAUUUUUUUUUUUUUCAUCAUGUCUUCUCCUAGCAAGCGUCGUGAGAUGGAUUUGAUGAAACUGAUGAUGAGUGAUUACAAGGUGGAGAUGAUAAAUGAUGGGAUGCAGGAGUUUUAUGUAGAUUUCCACGGGCCUAAUGACAGUCUUUAUCAGGGAGGAGUGUGGAGGGUCAGGGUGGAAUUGCCUAAGGCUUAUCCUUAUAAAUCUCCAUCCCAUGGUUUUACUAACAAGAUUUAUCAUCCAAAUGUCGAUGAAAUGUCUGGUUCUGUUUGUUUGGAUGUUAUUAAUCAAAUAUGGAGCCCCAUGUUCGAUCUUGUUAAUAUAUUUAAAGUUUUCCUACCUCAACUUCUUCUGUACCCAAACCCAUCGGAUCCCUUGAAUGGGGAGGCUGCAACUUUGAUGAUGCGUGAUAAACCUGCCUAAGAACAAAAAGUGAAAGGUUUUGACUAAUUUGGCUUCAAUGGGUAACACACAAGUAACUGCGCAAUCUGAGCAGAUAGCACCAGAAUUCCUAGCAAUCACUUAAGAUCUGACUACAAAAGGAUCAGAAGCCGAUGCAAAGCCGAAUAAUUGUUGUGUCUGUCCUGAAACAAAGAAGCUUAGAGAUGAAUGCAUUGUGCAACAUGGAGAGAACAAAUGCGGUAAAUAUAUUGAAGCCCACAAAAAAUGCCUACGGGCUGAAGGGUUCAAUGUGUGAUGAUCUUUGGAUGAUAGUUCAGGCUGAUAACAGUUUAACUUUUCAGAGAUCUUGGAUGAUUUUUUUCUUCCCAAAAUGUAUAAUUGAUCAGUUCAUCUGUUUGAAGAUGUAAUGAAUAAAAAUGCCAGAAUGUUUUUUAUGGAUA
Messenger RNA from Asparagus officinalis (garden asparagus), 1278 nucleotides. RefSeq names its product ubiquitin-conjugating enzyme E2-23 kDa. Gene Ontology annotation, biological process: ubiquitin-dependent protein catabolic process; protein polyubiquitination. Gene Ontology annotation, molecular function: ubiquitin conjugating enzyme activity. Gene Ontology annotation, cellular component: nucleus. Lineage: Eukaryota; Viridiplantae; Streptophyta; Magnoliopsida; Asparagales; Asparagaceae. Bases 455 to 859 code for a protein of 134 amino acids. The transcript has 7 exons. The record is from RefSeq and is a predicted model, not a curated record.